Molecule: messenger RNA, 2767 nt
Organism: Callithrix jacchus (white-tufted-ear marmoset)
Lineage: Eukaryota; Metazoa; Chordata; Mammalia; Primates; Cebidae
Product: 40-kDa huntingtin-associated protein
Biological process (GO): vesicle cytoskeletal trafficking
Cellular component (GO): early endosome
Molecular function (GO): protein binding
Source: RefSeq, a predicted model, not a curated record
CCCCGCCUCCGAUUCCGAUUCCGAUUCCGUUCUUUGCAGAUCACCGAGGCAAGGGGCAGGCUCGGGCUGGGGAGCCAGCCUGCGCGCGCACGCCGGCAGGCAGCCAGCCAAGGGGGACGCGGGGCACGUCGCACCGCCACGCCCGCCAGCGGCCGGACGUGCUUGGGGCGGCGACCAUGGCGGCGGCGGCGGCGGCCGGCCUGGGGGGUGGCGGCGGCGCCGGCGCCGGCCCCGGGCCCGAGGCCGGGGACUUCCUGGCCCGCUACCGGCUUGUAUCGAACAAGCUGAAGAAGCGGUUCCUGCGGAAGCCGAACGUGGCGGAGGCCGGCGAGCAGUUCGGACAGCUGGGCCGUGAGCUGCGCGCCCAGGAGUGUCUGCCGUACGCGGCCUGGUGCCAGCUGGCGGUGGCGCGCUGCCAGCAGGCGCUCUUCCACGGGCCCGGGGAGGCGCUGGCCCUCACCGAGGCCGCCCGCCUCUUCCUGCGGCAGGAGCGCGACGCGCGCCAGCGCCUGGUCUGCCCCGCCGCCUACGGGGAGCCGCUGCAGGCCGCCGCCAGCGCCCUGGGCGCCGCAGUGCGCCUGCACCUCGAGCUGGGCCAGCCGGCCGCCGCCGCCGCCCUGUGCCUCGAGCUGGCCGCCGCCCUGCGCGACCUGGGCCAGCCGGCCGCCGCCGCCGGUCACUUCCAGCGCGCCGCCCAGCUCCAGCUGCCCCAGCUGCCCCUGGCCGCGAUGCAGGCGCUCGGCGAGGCGGCCUCCUGCCAGCUGCUGGCGCGCGAUUACACCGGCGCCCUGGCGCUCUUCACGCGCAUGCAGCGCCUGGCGCGGGAGCACGGCAGCCACCCGGUGCAGCCGCUGCCGCCGCCGCCGCCCCCGCCGGCGGGGCCGCAGUCCGGGCCCGGGGCGACGCCCGCCCUACCGGCGGCGCUGCUUGCUCCGAACGCCGGCUCCGCGGCGCCCUCUCCCGCCGCCCUGGGCGCCUUCUCGGACCUGCUGGUCCGCUGCGAGGUGUCCCGCGUUCUGCUGCUGCUCCUCCUGCAACCACCGCCCGCCAAGCUGCUGCCGGAGCACGCCCAGACCCUGGAGAAGUACUCCUGGGAGGCUUUUGACAGCCACGGGCAGGAGAGCAGCGGCCAGCUUCCCGAGGAGCUCUUUCUGCUGCUCCAGUCUUUGGUCAUGGCUACCCACGAAAAGGACACGGAAGCCAUCAAGUCGCUGCAGGUGGAGAUGUGGCCGCUGUUGACUGCUGAGCAGAACCACCUCCUUCACCUCGUUCUGCAAGAAACCAUCUUCCCCUCAGGACAGGGGAUCUGACCCACCCCGUUCACCCGAUGGCUUUUUGCCCGGCCGGGGAGGGGAUUCCCAUCAAUCCCGUUAACCAGAUGACUUUCUGCCUGUUACCAAACCUCACGCAUCCACGUUUGCAUCUGGGGAGACGUAAAAAGACAUACCGUCCCGGCCUCUGCGUUUUAUGUUAUUCCUGUUGCCGCCACAGGAAUCACCCCGUUGACUGAACGCUGCCGGCAUCCCCAACGCCUGUUUCCGUAGCAGAGGGAGAGCAACGCAUUUUCAUGGAACCGGGUGGAGGACAUGGCUCUCUUCCAAAAAGCCACGACACGAAAAUGACAGUCCCUUUCGUCUCCUUCCUCCGCUUCUCCCACCCAACGCAGCCUCCUGCCUCCACCUUUGUUUCAUAGUGAGGAUUUCAUUUUGCGGCGGCUCCCUCCCUCUAAACACCCGCCCUAGGCAGGAUUUCAUCCUGCCCCUCGUUUCUUAACGUAUUUCUGUGUCUUUGUAAUGGCCAAAUUUCUCCUGCCACACGUCCUCACAGUACGUCUUCAUGGGAGUCAUUUUAUUCCUUCCAGCUUCCUUGUAACCACAGCCCUGAAUCCAUGAUAAAGCCGCUCUUGUACCCCUCAUGUGUGGUUUUGGUGUCCCUCGUCUGUAAAAUGUGACUCCGUUAUCCACUUGUCAGGAGGCCAGGAUUAGAACCAGAUAGUCCUCUUUGUAUUAUUUUGCAAUGUGGUUGCAACAUUUUAUUAAGCACUACGUGAACAUUCUAGUUGUUUCAUAUUGUUGCUAAUGUUUGCUGUUUCGUGGUUUUAAUUUGCAGUUACCUAAUGACUAAAGAUAUUGGGCGUACUCUCAAUUUUUCAAUAGAGUGAUGUUAAAAUCUCCAACGAUGAUUGUAAUUUUUCUAAUAUCUAAAUAACCACUUCAGCUUUCCUAUGCUUUCUGUUUGUCUGGGUUCUAUUUAUAUAUCCUUUUACUUUUAAUCUCUCUGUGUCUUUAUAUUUAAAAAUAUUUCUUAUAGACAGCAUGUAGUUGAGUCUUGCUUUUGUAUACAGUGUGAUAAUCUUCACCUUUUAAUUGAACUGCUUAUUGACAUUCAGUGUGGUUUUUGAUAUUGGUGAAUUUAGACUUAUGAUUUGUCAUUUGUUUUGUGUUUGUCCUUAUGCUGUUUUUCCUCUGUUCCCCCUUUCUUGCCUUCUUUUGUGUUAAUUGACCAUUUUUUGGAAUUCAGUAUUCUCUACUAACCUUUUAUCUACACUGAUUCAUUUUUGGUGGUUGCUCUAUUGAUUACAGUAUGAAAAAACUCACAGCUUUUCCAAGUCUACUAAUAGAUAAUAUUUUAUACCACUUCAUGUAAAAUGUAAGAACUUUGCUAAUGUACAGUUAUUUAUUUCCUCUAUUCUUUUAUCCUACAGUUGUCUUAUGUAUUAUGUCUACAUAUGUUAUUAAGCACACAAUAAAAAGGUUAUUUUUCUUGA